AGGAUCGAUUUUGAUGAUAGGUUGGAGCAUCUAUGUGAUGACAACAAGCCGUCAUGGAAAUUAUGGCAGGAAAGUGUUAAAGAAUCCUAUCAUAAGGCAAAACGGUCAGUUGAAAGAAGUAAAGACGAAACGCAAUUUCUUGAGUCGACACUGUCUCGAACGAGGAAAAGUCGAGGUGAAAGUCCGUUUAGAAACCUUGACACCGAGACCGGCUUCAUUCCCAGCGACGAAGCUAUGCAGGUUAGUACUGAUGAUCGGGACCUUGUCUUGUUGAAAUUCUCAUGGACACUCUGGGUCUGUUCAGCUGGCUCUGGACCGUAUGCUGCACCGGCAUUGUCAUUCUCCCAAGGAAUAGAAUCACGAUAUGAGCAGAGGGCUAACGACGUUGAAGCGAUGUUGCUGAAAACCGCGCCGCUACCAACACGUAUGAAGAUCACUGCAAAGGAAUUCCGCAACGCUCCCAAUCCAUCAGCUGGAUCGGCAUCUGAACAUGAUGACUACGAUUUUUCCAUGUAUUGUCCCAAGCCGUACUAUUCACGUCCUAAUCGAGAUGAUCCAGACUAUUUCGACUUCGAUUUGCAACAUUCCGUAGACUUAUUCAAACGACCCGAAGGAAAGUACACACCACGAGGACCACAGGAAUGGGAGAAGAAAUUACUUGGUGAGGUUAGCGCCAAAGGUUCAACACCCGUCUCCGGCUAUAUGUUCACGAAGGGUGAUUCUGACUGGCGCACAAACGGCUCAUCGUACCUGAGUGCCGCACUGCGUACGCCGAAAUUUUGGGAGCAACGAUUCGAGAGCCUUGGGAAGCAAGUCAGGGACAGUAAUCCCAUCAGUCUCGAUAGUAUCAACAGGAAUCGCCCUACCCCGAGCAGAUUUACCGAGUACAUCGACCCAGAUUUUGAAGACUACGAUGAUCCCAGAUCGGCUGACUAG
This is a messenger RNA of Haemonchus placei, 936 nucleotides long. The record is from the annotation of a GenBank genome assembly. Lineage: Eukaryota; Metazoa; Nematoda; Chromadorea; Rhabditida; Trichostrongylidae.